Messenger RNA from Myotis myotis, 1395 nucleotides. RefSeq names its product dopamine receptor D5 (gene DRD5). The transcript has a single exon. Gene Ontology annotation, molecular function: dopamine neurotransmitter receptor activity; G protein-coupled receptor activity. Gene Ontology annotation, cellular component: plasma membrane. The record is from RefSeq and is a predicted model, not a curated record. The coding region runs from base 1 to 1395 and encodes 464 amino acids. Gene Ontology annotation, biological process: adenylate cyclase-activating adrenergic receptor signaling pathway. Lineage: Eukaryota; Metazoa; Chordata; Mammalia; Chiroptera; Vespertilionidae.
AUGCUGCUGCGGGGGCGCAAUGGCACGGAGUACCCCGCGCGGCAGCAGCUGGCUCCCGGAGGCGCCCCGGGGGGAGCGGAGGGGGCGGCGCCGCUGGGGCCCGCGCAGGUGCUCACCGCCGGCCUCCUGACCCUGCUCAUCGUCUGGACCCUGCUGGGCAACGUGCUGGUGUGCGCGGCCAUCGUGCGCAGCCGCCACUUGCGCGCCAGGAUGACCCACAUGUUCAUCGUGUCUCUGGCCGUGUCCGACCUCUUCGUGGCUUUGCUGGUCAUGCCCUGGAAGGCUGUGGCGGAGGUGGCCGGCCACUGGCCCUUCGGAGCCUUCUGCGACGUGUGGGUGGCCUUCGACAUCAUGUGCUCUACCGCCUCCAUCCUGAACCUGUGCGUCAUCAGCGUGGACCGCUACUGGGCCAUUUCCAGGCCCUUCAGCUACCAGCAGAGGAUGACCCCGCGCGUGGCCCUGGUCAUGGUGGGCCUGGCCUGGACCCUGUCCAUCCUCAUCUCCUUCAUCCCGGUCCAGCUCCACUGGCACCGGGACGAGGCAGGCUCCCGGGGCGCGGUGGACCCGCCGCCAGCCGACCUGGCCAACGGGACGUCCUGGGGGACAGCGGGGGACCCAGAGGUGCGGGAGGAGAACUGUGACUCCAGCCUCAACCGCACUUACGCCAUCGCCUCCUCGCUCAUCAGCUUCUACAUCCCCGUGGCCAUCAUGAUCGUGACCUACGCGCGCAUCUACCGCAUCGCGCAGGCGCAGAUCAGCAGGAUUGCCUGCCUGGAGAGGGCGGGGCAGCGCGCGCAGAGGUGCGGGGGCCGUGAGCCCGAGCCCGGCCUGCGGGCGUCCAUCCAGAAGGAGACCAAGGUGCUGAAGACCCUGUCGAUGAUCAUGGGGGUCUUCGUGUGCUGCUGGCUGCCCUUCUUCCUCCUGAACUGCAUGGCGCCCUUCUGCAGCCGCCGCCCCGAGGGCGCCCGCGCCGGCUUCCCCUGCGUCAGCGACACCACCUUCGACGUCUUCGUCUGGUUCGGCUGGGCCAACUCCUCCCUCAACCCCGUCAUUUACGCCUUCAACGCGGACUUCCGGAAGGUGUUCGCCCAGCUGCUGGGGGGCGGCCGCCUCUGCUCCCGGCGCACCCGGGUGGCGACCGUGACCCUCAGCAAUGAGCUCAUCUCCUACGACCAGGACACCGUCUUCUCCAGGGAGACCGCAGCCACCUACAGCCACGUGGUCCCCAGCGAGGUGACCCCCCGCCACAGGGAGGGGGACAAGGAGGAGGGGGACAAGGAGGAGGAGGAGGAGGGUCCUUUGGAUCUCAUGUGCCAGAACUCUCAAGCGUCCCCAAGGGUGACCCUGCCGCCCAGUCUGUCUGGGAGCUGGGCUGUGAGGGGAAGACUUCAUUAG